Letharia lupina is the source of this 1053-nucleotide messenger RNA. RefSeq lists its product as uncharacterized. NCBI's taxonomy places the organism in Eukaryota, Fungi, Ascomycota, Lecanoromycetes, Lecanorales, Parmeliaceae. The coding region runs from base 1 to 1053 and encodes 350 amino acids. The transcript is spliced from 8 exons. The record is from RefSeq and is a predicted model, not a curated record.
AUGCGUUUGGUGAGCCAUGAUAAACAGCAUAAGGUCAUGCAUGCUGUCAUUAUCGAUUUCGAUUAUUCUAGCGAGCUCGCAUGGUACGACCGACCCAAAGAGCAAUUGUUAGAAGAGAUAAAAGAUUCGACAGACUGUGGUGUUGAUGUCAUGGGGAGGAUUCAUAGCGUAUCCAGAGUCUGCUCUAAUAGUCACUGGGAUGAGAUCCAGGGCGAAACAUACUGCACCGUUGAAAGAAUGUAUGACCUUGAGCAAGGGAAAAAUAAUCUCAUUUGGUUGCGAGGGAUGCUAGAGUAUUACUGGCAAAAUGGCGUUCAAGACGAGGGUAUGAUAUUUCUUCACAAGGCAGGUUUCAUUACUACCUAUAGCAACCUGGAUCGAAGGGUGGCAUCCUUUGCACAAUCGUUACGCUCUUGGGCUUGCAGCGGUACUCUUGGCAGCGCUGACAAUCCCGAGCGUUAUUCUUUAAAAUUGGUCCACCCUUCUUGUCCGAUUAUUCCUAACGAUCCUGUCUUUCGUGUUCCUCUCUUCACCUCUCGCCUCUUCCUCUUCCAUGCGCUCAUGCAUGGCAAAGCUAUCGAACAGACGAUGGGACAUUCGGCUGCACACUACAAACAGAUGGAGGAAGAAUUUGAUGUUUUGGAUCUCACCCAACGGAUCUACGCGGACAGCAGUGAGGGUCUGCUGGGCUGGGUCAAAGACCUAUGGUAUCAAUAUUGCCAAUUCACUGAAAAGGAUCCUCUCAUCACCCUCCAAAGGAUUUCGAUCAAUGUGCUCUACGCCUUCUUCGACUGGCUCCUCUCCGUUCGUAAGGAUCGCGUGGGUGCGGUCAGCACUCUGCAAAUAUACUGGAAUGCGUUUUACCUGGUGCGAAAGAAUGAGACGGGUUAUCAAGCCAUCGACCCCCUCAUCAAGAGUCAGAUGCACGGAGUACGAUCGAAGCCUUUCACAUGUCGUUCCGCUAGAUCCGGACCAAAGAAAGCGACGACAGCGAGCUCUAAGGACUCGUUUAUGGGUGUAGGCUAUGUAACAUCCACAUAUGUAACCAUAUAG